AUGGGCAAGAUAUGGGCAAGUUCAGAGACUCGUUCCAGUAGUUCAGAUACUCGCUCCAGUAGUUCAGAGGCUCGUUCCAGUAGUUCAGAGACUCGUUCCAAUAGUUUAAAGACUCGUUCCAGUAGUUCAGAGGCUCGUUCCAGAAGUUCAGAGACUCGUUCCAAUAGUUUAAAGACUCGUUCCAGUAGUUCAGAGACUCGUUCCAGUAGUUCAGAGACUCGUUCCGGUAGUUCAGAUACUCGUUCCAAUAGUUCAGAGACUCGUUCCAUUCAGAGACUCGUUCCAGCAACUAUGGGGCUCGUUCCAGUAGUUCAGAGAACCUGUUCCAGUAGUUCAGAGACCGUUCCAGUUCAGAGACUCGUUCCAGUAGUUCAGAGACCUGUUCCAGUAGUUCAGAUACUCGUUCCAGUAGUUCAGAGACUCUGUUCCAGCAACUAUGGGACUUCCAAGUUCAAAACUCGUUCCAGUAGUUCAGAGACUCGUUCCAGUAGUUCAGAGACUCGUUCAGUAGUUCAGAGACCUGUUCCAGUAGUUCAAAGACUCGUUCCAGUAGUCAGAGACUCGUUCAAUAGUUUAGAGACUCGUUCCACCACCGGCUGA
Molecule: messenger RNA, 600 nt
Organism: Homarus americanus (American lobster)
Lineage: Eukaryota; Metazoa; Arthropoda; Malacostraca; Decapoda; Nephropidae
Product: protein gar2-like
Exons: 4
Coding region: 1-600 (199 amino acids)
Source: RefSeq, a predicted model, not a curated record